UAUCUAUAGGACAUAGAUCUUGGAUUGGAACUAGCAGUCUCCUCCUCUGCACACCUCUUGAUCUCUUUGCUCCCCUCAUUCAUUUUAGAAGGGGAAUUUUUUUUCUCAUCUUAUCCGAGGGAGAAAAGGGGAGCGAGGAGAGAGAAAAAAAAGUGUGUGUGUGUGUGUGCCCGAAUAUAAUGAAGAAUUAUGGGUCUGUUUGAUCGCGGUGUACAGAUGCUUCUCACAACUGUGGGCGCCUUUGCUGCCUUCAGUCUAAUGACCAUUGCUGUAGGAACGGACUACUGGCUAUACUCCAGAGGGGUCUGCAAAAGCAAGUCUGUCAGUGAAAAUGAGACCAGCAAAAAGAACGAGGAAGUGAUGACCCACUCUGGAUUAUGGAGAACCUGCUGUCUUGAAGGUAAUUUUAAAGGUAUGUGUAAGCAGAUUGACCACUUCCCAGAAGAUGCCGAUUACGAGGCUGAUGCAGCCGAAUACUUCUUACGCGCUGUGCGAGCAUCGAGCAUCUUCCCCAUCCUCAGCGUCAUCCUGCUCUUCAUGGGAGGACUCUGCAUCGCCGCCAGCGAGUUCUACAAAACCCGACACAACAUCAUUCUCAGCGCCGGCAUCUUCUUCGUCUCUGCAGGGUUGAGUAACAUCAUCGGAAUCAUCGUGUACAUAUCAGCCAACGCGGGAGACCCGGCAAAGAGCGACUCCAAAAAGAACAGUUACUCGUACGGGUGGUCUUUUUACUUUGGAGCGCUCUCCUUCAUCAUCGCCGAGAUGGUGGGCGUGCUCGCCGUUCACAUGUUCAUUGACAGACACAAACAGAUCAGGGCAGGGACGAGAUCCACGGAUUACCUGCAGUCCUCCGCCAUCACCCGGAUCCCCAGCUACCGGUACCGCUACAGACGGCGUAGUCGAUCGAGCUCCCGCUCCACGGAGCCGUCGCAUUCCAGAGACCCCUCGCCCGUCGGCCUCAAAGGCUUCAACACGCUGCCGUCGACCGAGAUAUCCAUGUACACCCUCACGAGAGACCCCCUGAAGACCACCACCUCCACGCCACCUUACAACUCCGAGCGGGACCACAAUUUCCUACAGGUCCACAACUGCAUCCAAAAAGACAUUAAGGACUCCUUGCACACCAACACGGUCAACCGAAGAACAACGCCUGUGUGACGAGCUGAUCGGCGAGGAAAGGGGAGAGGGAGACGGAGAGAAAGUGAGAGAGAGAGAGAGAGGGCAAAGAGAAUUUAAAAAGAGUGGGGGGGGGGGGGAAAUUAAUAAUUUACAAAAACGGAUUAAUAAAAAUAUUAAAAGUUAUUGCAUGAAAACCCGAAUUCCAUUGCAAAAAACAAUGCAAAAAGUUUGUCAAAAAAAAAAAAGAUUUUUAAACCGAAAACGAGGAGAGAGAGGGAGAGAAACUAGAAAUGAGACGCGUGGAACAAAGAAUUUUGGGCCUGAACUCCAGAGAAUGGAUUGAAAAGAGCGAGAGAGAGGGAGAGAGGGAGAGAGAGCGAGGGAGACGGAGGAGGAGGAUUUGUUUUCAUUUAUUAAAUGUUUUCAGCGCUCUUUAUUGUCGAAAAUGCUUCCAUUCCACCCAACCCACCACCCCACCCCACCUGCCUUAUACCUCACCAGGAGUGCUGACUUUGAAAAAGGGACAUUAUCUCCCUUGUUUAAAGGUGAAGAGCUUUAAAGAAGACAUUUUUACAAAAACACGGCAAUGGCAAUUCAUUCUUUGCUGUGACACUAGGCGGGGUGAAAGGGAAGACGUUGAAUCAGGACACCAACGAGGAAACAUCCGUUUUUAACUUGCUCAGCUGCUGACUGGAUCGACCACCCAUCAAAAAGGGAAAGUAAAAGGAAAAAAAAAACAAGAUAUAUAUUCUUUUAAAAGACAUUCUACAAGAGAGUGACGGAGAUGUGGAUUUGAGAAACUUGCAUGCAAUGGAUGGGCACCAACUCUCCUCUUCCGAUCAAAAGCUCAAAUCAAGAAUUUCAAACAAAGAAUUUUUUUUUAAACUAUGAAAAAUAAAGGAUAAAUUUUUUUUAAUUGAAUAUUGUACAGAGAGCACGAAUUUUCAGUUGAGGGGGAAGGGAAGAUAGUGCGAAGAGGGUACAACGUAUCUCCAGCCAAAUUAUAAGGAUUGCGUUUUUUUAAUGCUCGGAAGAACAAUUCCAAUUUGGGAAGGUUUUUACUUGAAGUGUGUUUGAGAAGACGAGAGGGAUGAGGGAGAGUUGGCACCAGUGACCUCUUUAAAUCAGGAAAACCUAUUGUGUGAGUGUGCUGUGUCAUUCCAUUCAUUUCACGCCAGAUUUAAAAAAAAAGAAAAAAAAAUUAAAAAUGAAUAAAAUUUACCUAAAAAAAAA
Molecule: messenger RNA, 2352 nt
Organism: Amblyraja radiata (thorny skate)
Lineage: Eukaryota; Metazoa; Chordata; Chondrichthyes; Rajiformes; Rajidae
Gene: cacng2a
Product: calcium channel, voltage-dependent, gamma subunit 2a
Biological process (GO): neurotransmitter receptor transport, postsynaptic endosome to lysosome; regulation of DNA-templated transcription; postsynaptic neurotransmitter receptor diffusion trapping
Cellular component (GO): AMPA glutamate receptor complex; voltage-gated calcium channel complex; postsynaptic density membrane
Molecular function (GO): voltage-gated calcium channel activity; DNA-binding transcription factor activity; channel regulator activity
Source: RefSeq, a predicted model, not a curated record